Zygotorulaspora mrakii is the source of this 1497-nucleotide messenger RNA. RefSeq names its product fumarase FUM1 (gene FUM1). The record is from RefSeq and is a predicted model, not a curated record. Lineage: Eukaryota; Fungi; Ascomycota; Saccharomycetes; Saccharomycetales; Saccharomycetaceae. Gene Ontology annotation, biological process: tricarboxylic acid cycle; fumarate metabolic process; malate metabolic process. Gene Ontology annotation, cellular component: tricarboxylic acid cycle heteromeric enzyme complex; mitochondrion. The transcript has a single exon. Gene Ontology annotation, molecular function: fumarate hydratase activity. Bases 1 to 1497 code for a protein of 498 amino acids.
AUGUUGAGGUUGUCACCAAGUUUAUUGAGAGGAUAUCGUUGCUCAAGCAGUACACUUUUGCGUCAAAGCCAAAUGUCGUUAAGCACCAACUCAACGUUAAUGCAACAGUUCAGAACCGAAACCGAUGCGUUCGGUGAAAUUCAAGUGCCAGCUGAUAAGUAUUGGGGUGCGCAAACUCAACGUUCUUUGGAGAACUUCAAAAUUGGGGGUGCUCGUGAACGUAUGCCAGAGCCAAUCAUCAAGGCAUUUGGUAUCUUGAAAAAAUCAGCUGCUGUUGUGAAUGAAUCGUUGGGAACUUUGGACCCAAAGGUUGCUGAUCUAAUCAAGAAAGCUGCCGAUGAAGUGGCGCAAGGUAAGUUAACUGAUCAUUUCCCAUUAGUAGUUUUCCAAACGGGUUCUGGUACUCAAUCGAAUAUGAAUGCAAAUGAAGUUAUCUCUAACAGAGCAAUUGAACUAUUAGGUGGUGAAAUGGGAUCGAAACAGAUUCACCCAAACAAUCAUUGUAAUCAAGCACAAUCGUCGAAUGACACUUUUCCUUCGGUGAUGCACAUUGCAGCAGUGCUCCAAAUAACUCAUCAUCUUUUACCGGAACUGACUGCCUUGAGAGACUCAUUGAAUACAAAGGCCCGUGAAUUCAGAAAUAUCGUUAAAAUCGGUAGAACUCAUUUGCAAGAUGCAACACCAUUGACUCUGGGCCAAGAAUUCAGCGGAUACGUUCAGCAGUUGACCAAUGGUAUUAGUCGUAUUGAGAACUCUCUAGUUCAUCUAAAGUUUUUAGCCCAAGGUGGUACCGCUGUUGGUACGGGGUUGAACACAAGGAUUGGGUUCGCGGAGAAAAUUGCAGAGCAGGUUUCCAAAGAGACUGGUAUUGUUUUCAAGACUGCGCCAAACAAAUUCGAAGCUCUAGCGGCACAUGAUGCAAUUGUAGAGGCAAGCGGUGCAUUGAAUACAGUUUCAUGUUCAUUAUUCAAGAUUGCCCAAGAUAUUAGAUAUCUUGGUUCAGGUCCAAGAUGUGGCUACGGAGAGCUUUCCUUGCCGGAGAACGAGCCGGGCUCUUCCAUCAUGCCCGGUAAAGUUAACCCCACCCAAAACGAAGCAAUGACUCAGGUUUGCGUGCAGGUUAUGGGCAACAACUCUGCCAUUACCUUUGCAGGCGCAUCUGGUCAAUUCGAACUGAACGUUUUCAAGCCAGUCAUGAUUUCCAACUUGUUGAGCUCUGUCAGAUUAAUCGGCGACGCAUGCUACUCCUUCAGAGUUCAUUGUGUUGACGGUAUCACCGCAAACAAGGACAAGAUCAAUAAAUUACUGCACGAAUCCCUGAUGCUUGUUACAGCGUUGAACCCCAAGAUCGGCUACGAUGCCGCUUCAAAAGUUGCCAAGAAUGCCCACAAGAAGGGCAUCACUUUGAAAGAGUCUGCUCUAGAACUUGGUGUUCUUACCGCGAAGGAAUUUGAUGACUGGGUCAUUCCAGAGAACAUGAUUGGUCCUAAACCCUAG